Molecule: messenger RNA, 3381 nt
Organism: Nycticebus coucang (slow loris)
Lineage: Eukaryota; Metazoa; Chordata; Mammalia; Primates; Lorisidae
Gene: MAP2K7
Product: mitogen-activated protein kinase kinase 7
Exons: 12
Coding region: 155-1459 (434 amino acids)
Biological process (GO): protein phosphorylation
Molecular function (GO): ATP binding; protein kinase activity
Source: RefSeq, a predicted model, not a curated record
GACUUGCAAGCGAGGAAGGGCGGAUGCACGCCGCGGACAUGCGCCAUGCGGAGCGAGACGGCGGCUCGGCGGGGUCAUUCCGGCGCAGGCGCAGUGCGGUGUUUGUCUGCCGGGCUGACGGGCAGCCGGGCGGUGCGCGGUGGCGGCGGGGAAGAUGGCGGCGUCCUCCCUGGAGCAGAAGCUGUCCCGCCUGGAAGCAAAGCUGAAGCAGGAGAACCGCGAGGCGCGGCGGAGGAUCGACCUCAACCUGGAUAUCAGCCCCCAGCGGCCCAAGCCCAUUAUUGUGAUCACUCUAAGCCCUGCUCCUGCCCCGUCCCAACGAGCAGCUCUGCAGCUCCCGCUGGCCAACGAUGGGGGUAGCCGCUCACCGUCCUCGGAGAGCUCCCCCCAGCACCCCACACCUGCCCGUCCCCGCCACAUGCUGGGGCUCCCGGCAACACUGUUCACACCCCGCAGCAUGGAGAGCAUCGAGAUUGACCAGAAGCUGCAAGAGAUCAUGAAGCAGACAGGCUACCUGACCAUCGGGGGCCAGCGCUACCAGGCAGAAAUCAAUGAUCUGGAGAACUUGGGUGAAAUGGGCAGUGGCACAUGUGGCCAGGUGUGGAAGAUGCGCUUCCGGAAGACAGGCCAUAUCAUAGCAGUCAAGCAAAUGCGGCGCUCAGGGAACAAGGAGGAGAACAAGCGAAUCCUCAUGGACCUAGAUGUGGUGCUCAAGAGCCACGACUGCCCCUACAUCGUGCAGUGCUUUGGGACCUUCAUCACCAAUACUGAUGUCUUCAUCGCCAUGGAGCUCAUGGGCACAUGUGCUGAGAAGCUUAAGAAGCGGAUGCAAGGCCCCAUCCCCGAGCGGAUCCUGGGCAAGAUGACUGUGGCGAUCGUGAAGGCGCUGUACUACCUGAAGGAGAAGCAUGGUGUCAUUCAUCGUGAUGUUAAACCCUCCAAUAUCCUGCUGGAUGAGCGGGGCCAGAUCAAGCUCUGCGACUUUGGCAUCAGCGGGCGCCUGGUGGACUCCAAGGCCAAGACUCGGAGUGCAGGCUGCGCUGCCUACAUGGCGCCUGAGCGCAUUGACCCCCCAGACCCUACCAAGCCAGACUAUGAUAUCCGGGCUGACGUGUGGAGCCUGGGCAUCUCACUGGUGGAGCUAGCGACGGGACAGUUUCCCUACAAGAACUGCAAGACGGACUUUGAGGUCCUUACCAAAGUCCUUCAGGAAGAGCCCCCACUCCUGCCCGGUCACAUGGACUUCUCAGGGGACUUCCAGUCCUUUGUCAAAGACUGCCUUACUAAAGAUCACAGGAAGAGACCAAAGUAUAAUAAGCUACUUGAACAUAGCUUCAUCAGGCGCUAUGAGACACUUGCAGUAGACGUGGCAUCCUGGUUCAAGGAUGUCAUGGCGAAGACCGAGUCACCGCGGACUAGCGGAGUCCUGAGCCAACACCACCUGCCCUUCUUCAGGUAGCUGUGUGGUGGCGGCCAGCCCCACAGGGGCCAGGGGCAUGGCCACAGGCCCCCCUUCCCACCCGGCCACCCAGCUGCUUGCCAGGAAAGACCUGGGACCUGGACGGCUGCUGAAGGCUGAGGACAGAAAAUAGGGGGCACCCACCUACCCCUGACUCCCUGCCCACCAGCCAUGGACAGAUGGGCCCACCAGGCCCCAGCCCUUCCCACCCUGGGGUCAGCCAGCUGUGCGCGUCCCCCCGACAGACACUGUGAACGGACGACAGCAAGCCACAAGCAGACUCGCUAUUUAUUCAGCCGUAACCUCUGGGCUGGGGCAUCCCCCAGGGGCCAGGAGAGAGCCUCCCAGUCCCUAGCCCUGAUCCUAGCCUGCUGUCCUCACCACUCCCCAUGCACCUAUUUCUUCUGUCACCCCUACCUCUGUCCUUGUCACCUUCCCUGCCUUUGCCAUCCUCCUGGCAUGAGGCUACGCUCAACCACCCCCUGGUGGGACCCCUGGGUCUGCUUAAUGUCUCCAUGGGGCAAUGAGUCAUGGCCUCCAGAAUGGCGCUGUGGCACUGGGACUACAGCUGGUGGGGCUGGUCUCUCUCUCUCCCUCUCUUUUUGAUCUCAGGGGGUCUUUUCUGGAGUUUAUUGUAUUUUAUUGUACUGGGGGGGGUGGCUGAGGAGAGCUUGUUCUCAUGGGGUUUGUUGGUACCUUCAGAAACUUUUACCAAAGUCAUGUUUAGCUGCUUGUGAAGGGGCCCCCACAACCGUCCAUGGGCACUGGGGGCUGGGCUGGGCACUGCGGCUGCAGGGCCUCAGGUGCCAGCCCUAGGGGGGAGACUGACCCCAGCUUGGGGCAAGUUGAAGACCUCAGGGCAUGUGGAGGAGGUCCAAGGAGCCAUUGCCACACACAGGGUGGCCUUCAGGGAAGGUGGGCAUGAGGUGUGGUGGGAGCGGGAGGCCAGAAGGAAUUGAGGACAGGAAGGAGUUGGAUUGAGAACUGAAGGAAUGGAUGUGAGGGUUCAGGAACGUGUGACAGGCUCCAAUAGGGGUGGGGGAUACCAGGCUGAGAGUGGGAGCAAAAGGUGGUCACCCCCAUGGUGCCACUGUGCCUAGCUGCAGCUGGCCAGGUGUCUACCCAGGUCACCUGCUGCUGCAGCAGCAGCUGGAGCAGGAGGGGACGUGUUUCAUGUUUGUUGGUGGUGCAUGCAAAUCAAGUGGAUGAGAAAAACAAAAUUGCAAAACAAAAAAAGAAAAAAUAUAACCAUAAAACCACAAACAAAACCCAACCAACACCAAAGGUGAGGAGCCUGGCUGGAGCAGCUGAAGCAGCAUAGGCUUAGGGUCGCCAUAUCUUCUCAUCUGUUGCAUUGGCUCUUACCGCAUGUUUAAAAAGUAAUAGAAGUCAUCUUCUCUCUGCCCCCGGGGGGGUGGGGAGGGCUACCUGCUCUUGCCUUUGGUCCCCUUUAUUGAGGGGACAAGGCGGGGGGGGGUGACAGGCCUGGCCCCCAUGCUUUCUCCUGAGGGCCAGCCAUGUGGGCCUCUGCAGGUAGCCAGAGGUCACUUGGCUCAUCCCAGGGCCAGUAUAGGCCUGAGGCUGGCUACUUGGUUUUACUUUUAUUUAACUUGGUUUUCCGUUUUGUGAAUGUGUCUGCCCGCCCCCAACCCCUUCAGUGUUACAUGGGAGCCCUGGGGGAGCCUCUCAUACCUCCCCACCUCACCCCAGAUCUCCCCUUUGUCACCAGCCAUCCCUCUGAAGCAGGCAGAGGGCAGACCUGGGCGGGCAAGAGCCUGGGAUUUGGCCUAGCCCAGCCCUCUGGGCUGGACCCCUUCUCAGGCUGCUAGUAUUGCCCUGUCCCUUUUUAAAACAAAAUGCCCUUGUUUGUAAAUCCUUAGAUGCUUGAGAAUAAAUCCCUCCCUUUUCUUCCACGGAGUCUG